AGGGGCGGGACCAGACGAGGGGUGACCGCCGCGCGGCGCGGACUGGGACGCCUUCAUCUGUUUUCGCGGCGGCGCGGAUUGCGGUUCGCGGCGCGCGCCACCGGGGAAAGAGCGGUGGGCCGAGGGGGUGGAGGUGGGGCCCGGGAAGACCUUGGGCUGUGGGCCGAGGGUGCGGAGCCGGGGAGGGGGGCGGGGGCGCGAGGUGGCGCCGGGGAGCCGGGGACAUGGCGCGUCCAGACGAUGAGGAGGGGGCGGCGGUGGCGGCCGGACACCCACACGCGAAAGGAUACCUCCCGCUGCCGAGGGGCGCGCCCGCCGGGAAGGGGAGCCUGGAGCCGCAGAACGGGCCCAAAGCGGGUUCUCUCUCGGUGAAUGGGGCCCCUCGCGACAGCCUCGCCGCCGCCUCGGGAGCCGUGGGCGGGCCUCAGACUCCGCUGGCCCCGGAAGAGGAGACCCAGGCCCGGCUGCUGCCUGCGGGCGCGGGGGCGGAGACCCCGGGGGCCGAGGGCGCCCCGCUGCCCCGGACGGCGCUCUCCCCGCGGCGCUUCGUGGUGCUCCUGAUCUUCAGCCUGUACUCGCUGGUGAACGCCUUUCAGUGGAUCCAGUACAGCAUCAUCAGCAACGUCUUCGAGGGCUUCUACGGUGUCACCUUGCUGCACAUCGACUGGCUGUCCAUGGUGUACAUGCUGGCCUACGUGCCCCUCAUCUUCCCGGCUACCUGGCUGCUGGACACCAGAGGCCUUCGGCUCACCGCCCUGCUGGGCUCCGGCCUCAACUGCCUGGGCGCCUGGAUCAAGUGCGGCAGUGUGCAGCAGCAUCUCUUCUGGGUCACCAUGUUGGGCCAGUGCCUGUGCUCCGUGGCCCAGGUGUUCAUCCUGGGCUUGCCCUCCCGCAUCGCCUCAGUGUGGUUUGGGCCCAAAGAAGUGUCCACAGCUUGUGCCACCGCUGUGCUGGGCAAUCAGCUUGGAACUGCAGUUGGCUUUUUGCUACCACCAGUUUUAGUACCCAACACACAGAAUGACACAAAUCUCCUGGCUUGUAAUAUCAGCACCAUGUUUUAUGGGACAUCAGCUGUUGCCACACUUUUAUUUAUUUUAACAGCAAUUGCCUUCAAAGAAAAACCGCAGUAUCCACCAAGUCAGGCUCAAGCAGCUCUUCAAGACAGUCCCCCUGAAGAGUACUCCUAUAAGAAUUCAAUAAGAAACCUGUUUAAAAACAUUCCUUUUGUCCUUCUGUUGAUCACUUAUGGUAUCAUGACUGGUGCCUUUUAUUCAGUCUCAACAUUGUUAAAUCAAAUUAUAUUGACAUAUUAUAAGGGAGAGGAAGUCAAUGCUGGAAGAAUUGGGCUAACGCUGGUAGUAGCCGGAAUGGUGGGCUCUAUUCUUUGUGGCUUAUGGCUGGAUUAUACCAAAACAUACAAGCAGACUACUCUGAUAGUUUAUAUUUUGUCUUUUAUUGGAAUGGUUAUAUUUACUUUCACAUUGGACCUUGGAUACAUUAUUAUUGUGUUUGUUACUGGAGGGGUCCUUGGCUUCUUCAUGACUGGUUACCUCCCUUUGGGUUUUGAAUUUGCUGUUGAAAUCACUUACCCUGAAUCCGAAGGUACUUCAUCUGGUCUUCUUAAUGCUUCUGCACAGAUAUUUGGAAUUUUGUUCACAUUGGCUCAAGGAAAGCUCACAUCAGACUAUGACCCUAUGGCAGGGAACAUUUUUCUCUGUGUCUGGAUGUUUAUAGGCAUCAUUUUAACAGCAUUAAUCAAGUCUGAUCUGCGAAGACACAACAUAAAUAUAGGAAUUACAAAUGACGAUAUUAAAGCUGUACCAGCUGACAGUCCGACAGACCAAGAACCAAAAACAGUUAUGUUACCCAAGCAGUCAGAAUCCGCAAUUUGAAGUUAAAGAAAAAGUUACUAUCCUGUAGUAACUGGGGACAAUGUGAUAUGCUUGGAGAGAUAUAUGAGCACCAAGGCUGGGUUUGCAUGUGGUGGGGGAAUAGACACUUACUUGAAAAUUAC
Messenger RNA from Saimiri boliviensis boliviensis (Bolivian squirrel monkey), 2014 nucleotides. It is a transcript of the gene FLVCR1, whose product is annotated as FLVCR choline and heme transporter 1. Lineage: Eukaryota; Metazoa; Chordata; Mammalia; Primates; Cebidae. Gene Ontology annotation, cellular component: membrane; mitochondrion. Gene Ontology annotation, molecular function: heme binding; heme transmembrane transporter activity. The record is from RefSeq and is a predicted model, not a curated record. Gene Ontology annotation, biological process: mitochondrial transport; heme export; transmembrane transport.